AUGCACGUGCACCUUUUUUACCCCGAGCAUCGGUUCUCUGAUGUCACUAUCCUGCACAACACACAGCCAGAGUCGCCGACGUUGCCAGAGUUUCUCCCAAGUCCGAGUCGGCCUUCAACCGCAAACCGCGUGCUUCCUACGAUAUCGGUCUCUGCUAUCGUUGCGCUGGAAACGGAGCCAGACGUUCCUUCGAGACCACAGACAGCCCACCGAAAGAUCCCCAUCCCAAUGAUCACCUCUUCGUCUGGAGCACAGACCGAAGAUGCCCAAGCACAGCGUCCAGUUAGCAAAGACGGACGCGUGCCAUUAGGCCAGAUCUCAUCGAACGUUCAAAGGGAUCGUAGCGUUGAGGAUGGCUACCCCUUCCCCAAGCAUUCCAAGGGUGUAACUUCCGAUGAAGGAACACAGACAAUGGUAUCUGCGGAGCAAAUCGAUAGGCUCCUCCUCGCCCGAAGCCAGCGACACUCUGGUACCAUUGCAGGGGCUGGUGUAGAGAAAAAUAUGUCUCCUCCUGCAUCGCCUGGAAGGCGCAACUCUAAUGAAGUUGGUCGCGCUCCCCGACGUCCGGGCAGUUCUUCUAGCAUGCGCUCGCGUACUGGUACUCCCCCACCUCUUCCACCAGAUCAUAAGGAAGUCAUUGCCGCAGCUGCUCUGAAAUCGCCACCACCACUGUUAACACCCACUACCCCAAGUGCACCGGGCGCUAUGGGUCCGCCAGUAAUGCCAGCCUCGGCUUACAGGAACCGGCCCUCGACUCCGUCAAUCAGGACGAAAGCCAUUGCUGCGAGUCCCAGAGCCGGUGGUACUACACCUCGUCCCAGACACCCUUCGCAAACCCGGAGCGGCGCUACGUCGCCAGUCACGCGUCGAUCUUCGAUGUCCUCGUUCAGCUCUGAGAUUGAUCACCGAUUCAAUAUUCCCGCCAACAUGACCUUUAGCCAGACCGGUUUAGACCCCAGCAUGACAGACCCACGCAUGAUCCAGGCCAUUACGCAGACCAUGUGUGGCGAGUUCCUCUGGAAGUACACGCGAAAGACAGGGCGCGAAACCAUGUCCGAGACUCGUCAUCGCCGCUUCUUCUGGGUGCAUCCGUACACGCGUACCCUGUACUGGAGCGAACAUGACCCGCAAACUGCUGGAAGAGCGCAGCUCAAAGCAAAGAGUGUGGCUAUUCGGGAGGUACAUGAAGUUUCUGACGAUAAUCCUCUACCUCCAGGCCUUCAUAUCAAGAGUCUGGUAGUCGUCUCACCCGGUCGGACUAUCAAGUUCACUGCCACUACCAGCCAGCGCCACGAGACAUGGUUCAACGCCCUUCUCUACCUGCUCAAGCGAACCGACGAUGGUGACGAAGGUCAACCUUCGGAACCUAACGAGAUACAGAGCGAGUUCAAUGGAGGAUAUAGGAGUUCCUCCCGUCAAACUGGUCGCUCGCGGGCUUCUUAUGCUACCUACGACACUCGACGCACUUCCUCUCCCUACCAUGCUGAGGUAAACAUCAUCUUGGAUCACUCCACACUCACACCGUCAAAGGCCGCCAUGGCAGCUUCCAUUCCAGACCCUCGUUUAUCAGUUCCGUGA
This is a messenger RNA of Didymosphaeria variabile, 1578 nucleotides long. RefSeq lists its product as uncharacterized. The record is from RefSeq and is a predicted model, not a curated record. Gene Ontology annotation, molecular function: tubulin binding; phospholipid binding. Bases 1 to 1578 code for a protein of 525 amino acids. The transcript has 2 exons. Gene Ontology annotation, cellular component: mitochondrion; cell cortex. Gene Ontology annotation, biological process: maintenance of protein location in cell cortex; microtubule cytoskeleton organization; establishment of mitochondrion localization. NCBI's taxonomy places the organism in Eukaryota, Fungi, Ascomycota, Dothideomycetes, Pleosporales, Didymosphaeriaceae.